Biomphalaria glabrata is the source of this 2831-nucleotide messenger RNA. Its product is annotated as deaminated glutathione amidase-like. Gene Ontology annotation, molecular function: hydrolase activity, acting on carbon-nitrogen (but not peptide) bonds, in linear amides; bis(5'-adenosyl)-triphosphatase activity. Bases 268 to 1725 code for a protein of 485 amino acids. Gene Ontology annotation, biological process: nucleobase-containing compound metabolic process. Lineage: Eukaryota; Metazoa; Mollusca; Gastropoda; Planorbidae. The record is from RefSeq and is a predicted model, not a curated record. The transcript has 11 exons.
GUUUGACUUAAGAUCUAGAGAAAUUAUUAGAUAUAAAAAAAGACAUCUUAUCUAGAUUCUAGAUCUAGAGGCUAACUUAGUAGAGGAUAAUAAAAAAAAAUUAUAUUAUUACCGUUUAGAACUUUAGAUCUGGCAUGUUAUGAUAAUAAAUGUGUAACAUUUACUUCUGAUUGCAGAAAAUCCAGUGAAGAUUAUUUUUGUACAUUAGAUAUUUUUUUAAAGAUAUAUUUGAACAUCCUGUACAUUUAAGUGUAAUCUCACAAACUCAUGCAUAUACUGCAUAGAUAUUUUCAUUCAUAUGGAGUCAAAAACAUUUUUCGGCUGAUCUUUAGAAGGCCUGAGACUUUACUAACAAAUAUGGCAGCAUUCAGUCAAGGUAACACUGCCAGGCAGAAGAGUUUGAUAGCAGUCUGUCAGAUGACUGCCACAUCUCAGAAAAAUGACAAUGUACAGACAAUUUUAAAUCUAGUAUCCAAAGCAAGUGCAAUGGGAGCACAGAUGGUAUUUCUCCCUGAAGCAUGUGAUUAUAUUGGAGAAUCAAAAGAACAGUCUUUAGAUCUGUCAGAACCUAUAACAGGUACAUUUCUACAAGAGAUGAAAACAGCAGCAGUACAAAAUAAAGUCUGGCUUUCUAUAGGUGGAUACCACCAAAAGGGUCCAGAUACAGAGAAAGUUCCUAAAAUCAUCAACACUCAUGUCAUCAUUGACGACCAGGGAAACAUUCAAUCUGCCUAUGGGAAAACCCAUUUAUUUGAUGUUGAUAUACCUGGCAAAGUUCGUCUGUGUGAAAGUGACAGUGUCAUUCCUGGUACUGAAAUUGUUCCACCUGUUCCAACACCCAUUGGAAGAAUUGGUCUAGCUAUUUGCUAUGAUAUGAGAUUCCCUGAGUUGGCAUUAUCUUUAGCACAACAAGGUGCGCAGAUCAUUACUUACCCCUCAGCGUUUACACAGACAACUGGCAUGGCACAUUGGGAGAGUAUCCUUCGAGCUAGAGCCAUAGAGACCCAGUGCUAUGUAGUUGCUGCAGCGCAGACAGGGAAACAUAAUGUCAAGAGGUCAUCCUAUGGCCAUGCCAUGGUAGUUGAUCCUUGGGGAGCUAUCAUAGCUCAAUGCAGUGAAGGUGUUAGUCUGUGCCUAGCUGAAAUAGAUUUGGAUUAUGUGGCCAAAGUUAGGAGUGAAAUGCCAGUCUGGCAACAUAGGAGAACAGAUUUGUAUGGAAGAGUUACUGCCCUCCAUUCAGAUUCAUCAAUUAUUUCCCCAGAAGAACAAGACAGUUAUCAAUUUGGCCAUGUCAUCAUCAAGUCCAGUCAAGUUUUCUACAGGACACUUUUAUCCCUAGCUUUUGUAAACAUCAAGCCAGUAUUGCCUGGUCAUGUCCUUGUAGCCCCAAUCCGUCCUGUUGAAAGGCUUUCAGAUUUAAGCCCAGCUGAAGUAACUGACCUGUUUAUGACUGUCCAGCAAGUUGUGAACACUGUGAAACAAUGUUUUGAUGUACCCUCCUCCACUAUAGCUGUACAAGAUGGGGUAGGAGCUGGACAAACAGUGAAGCAUGUUCAUGUCCAUGUGGUGCCAAGAAAACAAGGGGACUUAACCAACAAUGAUGACAUUUAUGAUCAUUUAGAAAAUCAUGAUAAGUGUUGGAGUGAGACUAGAACUGUUCAGUCAGAACAAGACAUGGCCACACAGUCUCAAAGACUCAGACUUUGUAUAUACCCUUCACCUUAAGACUGACCACUAGGAUGGUAGAGUGAACUAGUGUUAGUGAAAAGUUUCUUUAAAGGCUUUUCAAAACUUAAAACUAUAAUAUUAAAUACAUGAUGUUUUGGCUGUGACAUGUACUUUUUACUUGUGUUAAUGUGUUGACAACUAUGAGCAGUUGAUGCUGCCAAUGGUAGCAGUAGCUCAUAACCUAUUUUAUGAUGACCACUUCUGUUGCCAUUUUUUUAUAGCAAAUUUUAUGAAAAUCUUCUUUGUCGUUUAUAUUUAUUUAUAUUUUAAGUUUUCCAUAUAUUAGAUGGGACAAUAUAUUGUGUAUUAUUAUUAUUAUGAUUUACCACAACCCUUUCCCUAAGUCCUGCAUUCAAGAUCAUUACUUUUGUUGCUCUAUCAUCAACAAGAAAUACAUAUUUUUUAAAAUUGUUCAACAGUCAAAUCUAUAUAAUAUAAUGUAUAAAGCACAAUGUAAGGAGUAUGAAUUGUUACUUACAGAAAUCAAAUCCAUUUGACCAAUCAUGAUAAAAUUUGGCAGGAAUUUUCCUUAGAUCAUGGCGACACCACAGUGUAUGCUUAAUGUUUCAACAAGAAGGCCAUAAAAAUAAUAAUAAUAAAAAAACAAAACAAAAAAAAACAAAAACUGAAUUAUCUCUUUUGAAGAAUGAAACCUUUUAACAAAUCGGGUAAACCUAUUUUCACAGUUUCAUGUGAAAAUUAAAAAGUGUUCAAGGGACAUCUCACCAUGUUUCUCAGAGAUCUAAAUCCAGAUCAGCGAUGCACAAACUAAGACACACGAUCUGGCUAGUAAAUAUAUAUUAUAUAUAUGUAGUAAAUAGACAAGUAAAGAAUGAACUAGCUUUUCCAAUGUCAUAAAAUCAGUAUUGGUCCAGUCAUAAGUUGUGUAGCAGCUAGAUUUAUAUAGUCCAGUGAUACAUAUCUUUAUACAGUUCAGCUAAACUUGUAGGUUUUUUAUAUCCCUGUGAUAGGUCACAGAUAUUUAGUGUGUGAUUCUUGCACAAUGUUUCAAUGAGGCAAAUAUUAUUUAUUUAGAUUUAUGUUGAAAAAGUACAUUUGACAGUGUUUUGAUACAAGUAAAAUAAACUGCUGUUUUGAGUGUA